Penicillium brevicompactum is the source of this 1545-nucleotide messenger RNA. RefSeq names its product putative COP9 subunit 3. Lineage: Eukaryota; Fungi; Ascomycota; Eurotiomycetes; Eurotiales; Aspergillaceae. Gene Ontology annotation, biological process: ubiquitin-dependent protein catabolic process. The transcript is spliced from 5 exons. Gene Ontology annotation, cellular component: COP9 signalosome. Bases 1 to 1545 code for a protein of 514 amino acids. The record is from RefSeq and is a predicted model, not a curated record.
AUGGCCCUGAUCUCGGAUUUGCUUUCCGCCUCGGCGCAUCUUCACAAUCCCAUGGCCAGCGAGGAAUACGAUCGUCGGAUUCGGGAGCUCGUGGAUUACUUGAAAAAGCUGCUAUCUACCAAGACCCUCGACUCCUCUGCCAACGACGAAUCCUCCCUCGAUCAUCUUGACCCGUCGGCAGAUUCGAUCGCAUAUCUUUACGUGCUUGGUGCGCAAAUCCAAAGGGCACAGGAGCGAAGCGGCAACCCAUACCCAGCAGACAUCCGCCCUGCGGGGAAACUAUGGACACGCGCUGCUCAAUUUCUGACAAAAUUUGAUCGCGUUCAGGUCAGGUACACGGGGCGAGAGUGGCGCCAGCUUCUCGAGGUUGUUGCGCAAGCUUCACUGGCUGCAUCAAAGCCUCUCUUGGGUGCGAAAUUGGUUCGAGAUGCUAUGAUUCGACUGGAUCCAUCCGCUACCGUUUUCACAUCAAACCAUGUCUUGCUUGUGAAGCUUUGUCUGCAGGCCAAGGCAUAUUCCUACGCACUGCCAAUUCUGAACAAACACAUCUGUCAUUUCCCAACCUUGCCUGAACCAUCCACUUCAGAGCAAUCUAAAAUAUGUGCAGAUAAUGCUUCGAGUGUUUCCUUCAUCACUAGUGCCUCCGGGUUUUCAUCAAAACUCUCCUAUCAAGAUUAUCUGCGAUACUUCCUUUAUGGUGGUAUGAUCUACAUGGCACUCAAGGAGUGGCGCAGUGCGCUUCACUUCCUUGGAGCUGCCGUUUCUAUGCCUGUUACCAGCUCCGUGAGCUUGAUCAUGGUGGAAGCCUACAAAAAAUGGAUUCUGGUUGGACUUCUUGAAAAGGGCAAGGUUAGUGAGGCUCAGCGACAGCAGUGCUCGGACGAGAGAUUCUGCAUUCACAUGGCCGCUAUGCUCUCCCCGAGUAUCACGACGCCCCAUGUUGUGAAGCUAUAUCAAUCGCUCGCGAGGCCAUAUGUUUCACUUGCUCAGGCUUUCGAGCGUGGUGAUAUGAAGCGACUUAGAGGAGAAGUGGAUGCUGCCAUGGAAAUAUGGUACAUGGAUAACAACUUUGGUCUUGUCACUCAAGUCGUUGAUGCUUUCUUCCGCCAAACUGUCGUCAAACUUGGAAAGACCUUCGCAGCUUUAACGGUGGCGGAUCUUGCUAAGCAGAUUUUUCCCUCGCCUGCAGAGAAAACGGUGACUGAAUCCGAUGUAUCUUCACUCAUAAUGUCAGGCGCUUUAGACGCCUCGUUGGUGCAGAAGCAAGAUCCCACCGAACUAUCUAUCUUGCGGUUUUCAACGUCUCUCUCUUUCCCUCGACUGUCACAUGAGCUCGACAUACAAUCACAUCUGAAGAAAGAGCGACUAUUGAUGGAAAAUUUGGUGCGCAAUCUCGAGGAAAUCAACAACGCCAUAGGGAUGAGUGAAGAGUGUCUCGACAAUCUUCAAAGAGGCCAGGCAUGGGCGGCCUCCAAUGGAACGAACCCUACACCCGCAGAGGGGGGUCUUGAAAUGGACGAAGAUUUGAUGGGUGAUAUGUCCUAA